Molecule: messenger RNA, 5638 nt
Organism: Hypoxylon fragiforme
Lineage: Eukaryota; Fungi; Ascomycota; Sordariomycetes; Xylariales; Hypoxylaceae
Product: P-loop containing nucleoside triphosphate hydrolase protein
Exons: 2
Coding region: 321-5336 (1671 amino acids)
Biological process (GO): transmembrane transport
Cellular component (GO): fungal-type vacuole membrane; fungal-type vacuole
Molecular function (GO): ATP binding; ABC-type peptide transporter activity; ATP hydrolysis activity
Source: RefSeq, a predicted model, not a curated record
GCUAUCUACUGCCCCACUCCGCCUCCCCAGAGAUUCCCGAUUCGCAUGCAGCCAUCUUUUUUAAAACAUUAUUCUUCCCAAUCCCAUCCCCAGUCUCUCUUCUCUACUAUGAACCAUACUGAAACAUAGCGUCGUCAGUCCUACAUUAUCUAUCACCCAAGCUACUACCGUUUUGCUGUCAGUAGCUAUACACAGUAUCUUAUUAAAUUUAUUCUUCAAUUGGCUGUAGAGUUGCGUUCACCUCUAAAAAGCCCGUCUGGUGAUAUCAUCAAGAAGUAAUUCGUCCACUUUGGCGAGUGGGGCGUGGGAGACGCGGAAACAUGAGCUUUGCCUCGUGUACAUGGCCAAUAUGGCGGAUUGAUGAUUUUACAAUAUGUUUCCAGUCCGAUUAUCUCCAAAUCCUCUUCCCGCUCAUUCUAGUAUCCCUAUCACUCCUUCACCUUCUAGUACAAACCGUCUAUCGGCACGUUAGAUUAAAACAAUCCCAUGGCUAUAAUCAAGUACCCGACCAUCGAGACCACACUGAGGUGCCACCCGAGGAAGAUGACUGCUUGAGCACCGACGAUGAUGAAGGGAUAUCCAUUAACGCGAAUGGCGGUGGCCGGCUCGCCCUGGUUAAGACAACAUCGAAAGGUUCCAUUGUCCAAGCCGAUACCCCGCCUGGUCAGAACCUGAUCGUCGCCAUCGAAGAAGUUGCAAUUUGUGGUUUGGUAGUCGCCAAUAUCAUUGCUCUAGCCACUGAUACCUAUGAUGGCCGUGGGCAACUAGCAGGAAUAAUGGGCUUGGUCACUUGGGUAUAUGUUCUCGUUCUUGCAACACUACGACUAUUUUUAGGAAACACCCAAUGGCGCGUUCCACGACUCUGGAAUCAUACUGCUUUUAUAUACGGCUUCCAAUGGCUCUUCACGCUAAUCAUAUUCCGUUCCGUUAUCAUCCAUGAUAACUCCAAUCUUACAAGAACUCUCAUCAUCGUGGAAUUUUGUCUAACGACACUGCUGUUUGGUAUGGCUUUGAACACUAGGAAGGGCAACAAAACCGUUAUCAUGGAAUGGGAGGGCAAUAUGGAACCAUCCCGCGAGCCUCUCGCUUCUGUACUCUCCUUGAUGACAUUUGCAUGGAUCGACCCGAUGCUCUGGCAAGGUUACAAGGAACCUCUCGAUAUGAAGCACGUGUGGAAUCUAUUGCCGCGCGACAAAGCCGCGACUGUUCUUGCUAAUUAUCGGCAAGUGAAGAAAACAACAUCCCUUGCCUUUCACUUGACCAAGUACUUUAAGGGCUUACUGAUUAUUCAAUGUGUCUGGGCCACGAUGAGUGGCAUACUCACCUUUGCUCCUACACUUCUUCUCAAAGCUAUUCUUGAGUACGUCGAGUUGCCGACUAUGGCUCCAAGGAAUGUCCUCUGGCUAUAUGUCAUUCUACUUCCGGUAUCGGAUAUCAUCCGUUCAGUUGCCGAUGGUCAAUCCCUCUGGAUUGGUCGAAAAAUUUGCAUCCGAAUUCGUGCUAUAGUCAUUGGAGAGAUAUAUGCUAAAGCCCUUCGGCGCAAGGCAGCAAGUGGUAGAGAAGCUGUUCUUGGAAACACAGAUGCAAGUGGCGCAAAGGAGACGAAGUUUGAGAAGUUGAAGAGAAUUUUGAGACUCAAGAAGGAUGGCAAGAAGUCCGAUGUGCAGAAUGGCAAUGUUGUUAAGAAGGAUGCAUCCAAGGGACCAGACGAACAAGCAAACUUGGGCACUAUUAUCAACCUCAUGUCAGUCGACAGCUUCAAGAUUUCUGAGUGCUCUUCGUAUUUGCAUUUCUUGCUAGCAUCUGCACCCUCACAGCUUAUUGUGUCUAUUGCUCUGCUUUAUCGUGUUAUGGGACUUAGCGCCGUGCCGGGCCUGGUCAUAAUGGUCUUCCUUUUGCCCAUCAACAUCCUCUUGGCGAAAGGGUUCAACUACACCCAGCGUAAGAUCAUGGCUGCGACGGACAAGCGGAUACACACUACCAACGAAAUCCUCCAGAAUAUUCGAAUUAUCAAGUAUUUCGCCUGGGAAACACGCUUCAGCGAAAUUGUCGACGAGAAACGAAGAAACGAGCUAAGCGCGUUGAGAAAUCGAUACAUGAUCUGGGCACUUGCUGUUGCUAUUUGGAAUACAGUGCCAGUUUUGAUUACCUUUUUCUCCUUUUUGGUCUACACCAAGGUUGAAAAGAAGCCUCUGUAUCCAUCUGUUGCCUUCACUGCCAUCUCUCUCUUUAUGCUUCUUAGAGUGCCUCUAGACCAACUCGGAGAUAUGAUUGCACAUGUGCAAGAAGCCAAGGUUUCGGUUGAUCGAGUCGAGGAAUUUUUGAGCGAGGAUGAGACAGAGAAAUAUGAGCAGCUAGGGCUGGAGAAUGUAGACGAGGAUGGCAACAAGGUCAUUGGUUUCAGAGAUGCUACAUUUAUCUGGGGCGGCAAAGACGCAGUUGCCGCAGACGGGUCCACGGCUUUCCGUCUUCUGGAUCUCGACGUUGAUUUCAGAAUAGGCAAGCUCAACAUUAUCGCAGGACCCACAGGCUCUGGGAAAACUUCAAUGCUUAUGGCUUUACUUGGCGAAAUGACCAAGGUCAAUGGUCAAGUGUUCCUGCCAGGUGGCCGCAGCCGGGAAGAUGUCCGGCCAGAUCCCGCCACAGGCUUGACUGAAACCUGUGCCUACGUCGCUCAAUCUGCCUGGUUGGUGAAUGCAAAUAUCAGGGAGAAUAUUCUGUUUUCUGCGCCUUACAACGAGAAAAGGUACAGGGAUGUUUUGGUGGCCUGCGCUUUGCAACGAGACCUCGAAAUUCUUGAUAAUGGUGACGAAACUCUGGUUGGCGAAAACGGCAUCACCCUCUCCGGCGGUCAGAAGCAACGCAUUUCCUUGGCCCGUGCUGUGUACUCGAAUUCUCGACAUUUAUUACUUGAUGACUGUUUAAGUGCAGUUGACUCGCAUACGGCUAAAUGGAUUUUCACAAAGUGUAUCAAAGGCGAGCUGAUGAAGGGUCGAACUUGCAUUCUCGUCACACACAACACCACGCUUUGCGCGCCCUUAUCUGAAUAUGUUGUCCUCCUCGACAAUGGUAGAGUUGAUGCUCAAGGACCGGCCAAUGAUGUAAUUGCUUCCGGUAAACUUGGCGAAGAGAUUCGAAGUAAAUCACGACCAGGAUCUUCCGAUGCUUCACGUGUUCCAUCGCGGGUGCCGUCUAGUGUUGGAGAUGAAAGCGACCAAACCCUCAUAGAUAAUGGCGGCCAUGCGACAUCGGGUGUUAAGUCUGACACUAGGCAAGAAAACCAGAGCUCUCUAAAAGAGACGAAAGCUACGGGCGCUGUCAAAUGGCAAGUCAUUGGGCUCUAUCUCCGUGCUAUGGGUACUUGGUGGUUCUGGGCUAUUGCUGUUGUAGUAUUUGGGUGCCAGCAAUUCAGCAGCGUUGCAUCAAACCUAUGGAUCAAGGAAUGGGCCAAUCAAUACACUUCGAGCCCCGAAAACAUUUCCCUAUCUGCUACACACCUCAGCAUGUCUUCACAGCUUCACACCAACUCGUGGUUUUCUCCAUCUUCUGUUGCGGCAACUAUCAACCACGUUAAGGCUACCUCAUUUAUCACUCCCGCCGACUAUUCGGCGGCAGAUGUGCCGGAAGUCAACGUAAAUUACUACCUCACUGUCCUAGCGUUGAUUGGCAUUGCUGGUGCUAUAUUGGCCUUAACCCGAGAUAUAUGGUUAUUCUUUGGGUCGCUUACUGCCUCGUGGAAGCUUCAUAAUCAGCUUAUGUCCGCUGUAUCUAGGGCGAAAUUCAAGUUCUUCGAUGUGACUCCCCUCGGACAGUUGAUGAACCGAUUUAGCAAAGAUCUCGAGGCAAUUGAUCAGGAGGUUGCACCUGUAGCCAUUGGUGUUAUGAGCUGUGCCGUGGGUAUUAUGAUUACUGUGGUACUAAUAGCAGCCAUCACCCCGGGAUUUCUAGUUGCAGGGUUUUUCAUCACGGGCUUAUAUGUCCUGGUUGGCUUGUUUUAUCUUCGAGCUUCAAGAGACCUCAAGCGUCUGGAGUCAGUGAACCGAAGCCCUCUAUUUCAACAGUUUGGCGAGACUCUCUCGGGUGUAACAACCAUCCGCGCGUACGGUGACGAGCGCCGAUUCAUUCGGGAGAAUCUUACUAGAAUUAACACACAGUCUCGUCCGUUCAUUUACUUGUGGGCUGCUAACAGAUGGCUCGCUUUUCGAACGGACCUUUUGGGCGAUCUCGUUUCGUUCUUUGCUGGUGUUUUUGUCAUCCUCAGUUUAGGAAAGAUCGACGCUGGCUCUGUAGGUGUAUCUUUGAGCUAUGCUAUUGGAUUCUCCGAGAACAUUCUAUGGCUUGUUCGACUAUACGCCAUGAACGAGCAAAACAUGAAUUCUGUGGAACGUGUGAAAGAAUACCUCGACAUCGAACAGGAGGCUGCUCCAAUCAACGAAAAGAACCGCCCUCCUCAGAAUUGGCCCGCACAUGGCGCAGUUGAAUUUAUUGGAUAUACUACAAGAUAUCGCAAAGAACUUGAUCCAGUCCUCAAAAACGUUACCUUCAAGAUUGACCCCCGCGAGAAGGUAGGCAUAGUGGGACGAACUGGUGCCGGAAAGAGUUCCCUGACCCUAGCAAUCUUCCGUGCUCUGGAGGCAGAGAGUGGCAAAAUCUUAAUCGACAACAUCGACAUUGGCAUGAUCGGUCUUCAAGAUCUCCGAGAAGCAAUCACGAUUGUGCCUCAAGACCCGACCCUUUUCACGGGUACCAUCCGAACAAACCUUGACCCGUUUAAUGUUUAUACCGACGAGGAUAUAUUUACUGCUUUGAAAAAGGUUCAGCUCAUCGGGCCAAACGAAAGGCCCCCUUCCGCCACACGGGAUGCUGGAGUCCUAAAUGACCAGGACGCCUUAAGCCCUACUACGCCUUCCACAGGGAACAAGAACAUAUUCCUUGACUUGUCUUCCCCAGUCGUUGAAUCUGGUACAAACCUUUCCCAAGGCCAGAGGCAGCUUUUAUGCCUUGCCCGUGCGAUGCUUAAGAAUCCUAAGGUGCUCGUGAUGGACGAAGCCACGGCAUCGAUCGACUAUGCGACCGAUUCGAAAAUUCAAGGGACUAUUCGGGACUUAAAAAGCACCAUUAUCACUAUCGCGCAUCGGCUUGCCACCAUUGUUGACUACGACAAAGUACUAGUUCUAGACCAUGGCGCGGUGGUGGAAUAUGGCCACCCGCAUGAACUUCUGCAGAAGGAGGAUGGAAACUUCAGGAGUAUGUGUGAGAUGAGCGGAGACAUGGACGUUCUCACCAAAGCGGCCAAAAAGGCAUGGGAAGAUAAAAGACUCGUGGACGACGAAUAGGGAAAAGCGCACGUACACAUAUCAGCCCAGUUUGAACCGGCUGCAUGCGACAAUGGUUUUUGGAGCGAGUAACGAGUUCAUCUUUGGGAUACGCCAUGCAUACUUAUCGUGGGUAGGCAGUAGGCAUUGGUUUAGUGUGUACCUACCCUUUUAAAACACGAAGUGUUUUUUAAAGUGUUGACAGCAAGAAACGGCUUGCCCAUGCUGUGACGCUUCUGUACAGAUGUAUUACCUAGAGAGCAUCAUUUAUGCCUGUUUAUAUGUUACGAAUAUGAUUUCUAAAUACAAAAUCUAUCAACUUA